GAAUGAGGGAAGAAAGGAAUAGUGAUUAAACUUGUAUAUCAUGCCUUUAUACUAAAGAAUCCGCAGUCAAGAGUUAUUUCUGUCCCCAAAAUGGGAUUUAUAAAGGCGUCAAUUCGAACAAAUGUGUUUAUCAAAUUGUGGAAGUAUUUGGAUCAAAUGUUUGAACCAACAGAUCACAGCUGCACGAACUCCGAGAAUCUACAGAAAUCAACAUGGACUUCCUCUGGAGUACUGAUAAGCGUUGUGUGCCAAGGCAUGAUGAUGGGAUACACAACGCGGCUGCUACCUGAACCGGGAUCAGACUCCAAUACUUACCAGCAAGAUGUAUAUUGGAUAGCUUCAAGCCCGAGCAUGGCCCUCAUCCUGGGAAUCCUGCUUGCAUCGAUCAUGAUGGAAGUUCUCGGUAGAAAAUUUGCGUAUGUAAUGCUAAUGAUACCAGGAUCCUUCAGCCUACUCCAAAUAUAUACAGCAUCAAACGGAUCAAGUAUACUAGCAGGAAAAAUGCUCAGCGGAGUCAGUAUUGGAGGGGUAGUGACAUUGGCAGCGGUCGUUAUAGGAGAAUACUCAAGUCCUGAACACAGGGACAUGUUCUUGCAUUUAAAAACAGCUGCAUUCGCUUUAGGAAACACAAUGUCUCGAAUCCUAAGUGAUUAUUACGAGUGGAAAACAAUUGCCUUUGUGAUAUUAAUUCUUAAUUUAAUUUCGACCCUUAUAGUUUCUAGUUGGCUAGAAAGUCCAUAUUGGUUAGCCAUGAACGGUGAACUAGAUACAAGUGAACGCAACUUCUAUUCCUUACGUGGUAGGAAUCAUAAUACAAAAGCAGAAUUCGAAGAAUUGAUCCGAGCUCAAUCAAAAGCGUCUUUAAAGUCUAGAGCUCCAUAUGUGGAAAUAUUUAGAAAAUUAAUCAAGCGGAGUUUUCUAAGGCCCGUUUUCAUUAUAUUUAUGUGUUCUAUGUUAUUAGAAAUUAGUGGAAGGCACAUCAUUCCUAUUUACGCUUCGAAAAUUAUAAGAGAAUUAGAAAACAAAUCCAAUCCAUCUUUAAAUCUUCGGAUCGAUAUUAUUAUCACAAUAAGUGCUUUAAUAUCAGCAACCCUUAUAAAAAUUAUGAAAACAAGAACAUUACUGUUUUCCACUGGCACUGCUUCUUUGCUAACGCUUUUCUCUGCCAAUACAUAUCUAUUCUUGUCUUCAAAUAACUUCAUAUCAAACCAUUCCUGGCUACCUACAUCGAUGUUCACUUUAUAUUUAAUUUUAGUAAAUUUAGGGUGUACAAUAAUACCUAUGGCUUUACUCGGGGAAAUAUUCCCGUUAGCACACAAAGGCACUGGCCUAUUUGUAUCUGGAAUUUUAUCCUGCAUCUGCUUCGAAGGCACUGUAAGAAUAUUUCCUUACCUACUCGCUGGCCUUAAGAUAUACACUACCUUUGCCAUUAUAGGUAUGGUAAAAACGGUGAUAUUAAUGAUUUUGUAUUUUGUGUUGCCAGAGACAAAAAAUAAAACCUUACAGGAGAUUGAAGAGAGCAUACAGUAUGGUAGAGGCGUUGCUCGAACUUUACCUGAUCAUGAUGAAACUUAUAAAAUGUUGAGUUAGUUUGGUAGAUUCUAGUCCGAUCUAGUUAUUGUAUUUAUAGUACUUGCAGCAUACAAGGCUAGCAAACAAGAACUGCCUCAAAUUGGACCGUUUUAAAUAAUGCUUGUUGUUUGUUGAAU
Manduca sexta (tobacco hornworm) is the source of this 1709-nucleotide messenger RNA. Its product is annotated as facilitated trehalose transporter Tret1. NCBI's taxonomy places the organism in Eukaryota, Metazoa, Arthropoda, Insecta, Lepidoptera, Sphingidae. The transcript has 3 exons. Gene Ontology annotation, cellular component: membrane. Gene Ontology annotation, biological process: transmembrane transport. Bases 91 to 1590 code for a protein of 499 amino acids. The record is from RefSeq and is a predicted model, not a curated record. Gene Ontology annotation, molecular function: transmembrane transporter activity.